Messenger RNA from Malus domestica (apple), 1495 nucleotides. Its product is annotated as acetylornithine aminotransferase, mitochondrial. Gene Ontology annotation, cellular component: chloroplast stroma. NCBI's taxonomy places the organism in Eukaryota, Viridiplantae, Streptophyta, Magnoliopsida, Rosales, Rosaceae. Gene Ontology annotation, molecular function: transaminase activity; identical protein binding; pyridoxal phosphate binding. The record is from RefSeq and is a predicted model, not a curated record.
GUCCCGCAUUCGAAACCCUUCAUUCAUCUUUACCACCGGAUCUCACAGAAAACGCUACAUAAAUCGACGGUUCUGUUGCCGAAAAACAACACGAAGCGCCAAUGGCAAUGACUUCUCUCCAUCUCAAACCCCCAAUUUGCGUGGAUAUUUGGACUUGUAAACUGUACGAUCCCGAAGGUCGAGAAUAUUUGGACUUGUAUUCUGGGAUCGCUGUCAAUUCGCUUGGACAUGGGGAUCCUGAUUGGAUACGGGUUGUCACAGAGCAAGCCCAUACUCUUACGCACGUCAGCAAUGCCUUCUAUUCCAUCCCUCAGGUGGAGCUAGCAAAGCCUCUGGUGGCUUGCUUAUUUGCUGAUCGUGUCUUUUUCUCCAACUCAGGAACAGAAGCAAAUGAAGCUGCCAUAAAAUUUGCAAGAAAGUUUCAAAGAUAUUCUUUCCCUGAUAAGAAAGAGCCUGCAACAGAAUUCAUUUCCUUCACCAACAGCUUCCACGGAAGGACAAUGGGAGCUGUUGCUUUGACGAGUAAGGAGCAUUACCGGUCACCAUUUGAGCCUGUCAUGCCUGGAGUUACUUUCUUGGAGUAUGGAAAUAUUGAUGCUGCGGGAAAACUAAUUCAAUCUGGAAAAAUUGCUGCCGUCUUUGUCGAACCUAUCCAGGGUGAAGGCGGCGUCCAUAGCGCAACUAAAGAAUUUUUGCAGUCGUUGCGUGGUGCAUGUGAUGAUUCGGGGUCACUACUGGUCUUUGAUGAGGUACAAUGUGGCUUGGGGAGGACAGGUUAUCUCUGGGCGCACGAAGCUUAUGGUGUAGUCCCCGAUAUAAUGACGCUGGCCAAACCUCUUGCAGGAGGGCUUCCCAUUGGAGCUGCAUUAGUCACCGAAAAGGUUGCUGCUUCAAUAUAACAUGGGGAACACGGAAGCACAUUCGCUGGAGGGCCGCUUAUUUGUGCUGCAGCCCUUGCCGUUUUGGACAAAAUCUCAAAGCCUGAGUUUCUAUUGAGCGUCUCAAACAAAGGUCAGUAUUUCAAAGAACUGUUAACAAGGAAGCUGGGAGCAAAUCCACAUGUGAAAGAAGUACGUGGUUUUGGGCUCAUUGUUGGGGUGGAGCUGGAUAUAUCUGCUUCGACGCUUGUGGAUGCCUGUCGAAAUUCUGGCCUGCUCAUAAUUACAGCGGGAAAAGGAAAUGUUCUCAGGCUUGUGCCCCCAUUGAUUAUCUCUAAGCCAGAAUUGGAGCAUGCGGCUGAUGUUUUGCUUGUAUGUUUGCCAGUCCUUGAUGCCUCAGAUUGAAGUUAAAUCACCAUUUAGUUUUGAGAAGUGAUUUUCUCACUCUCUUUUUCUCCUCUACACUCUUCUCUUUCGUCCUAGCCUUUGAUUUCAAUAAAUCAAAGGAAAAUCAAGGGACAAAACCAAGUGGAGGAGUACAGAAGGAGAAAUCGCAAGCGUAUGUGAAAAUCACUAAUGUUUAGUUUUAUGUCAGAAAGAUAACCCGUUGAUUUUUA